Molecule: messenger RNA, 297 nt
Organism: Venustampulla echinocandica
Lineage: Eukaryota; Fungi; Ascomycota; Leotiomycetes; Helotiales; Pleuroascaceae
Exons: 1
Coding region: 1-297 (98 amino acids)
Source: RefSeq, a predicted model, not a curated record
AUGAUUGCCAAAACAGGAGAUCAACUGGAAUGGGGAGCAGGAAUGCAAGGAGGGGAGUUCGACACUAUCUCCGAACUAUUGUUGGGUUCAAAGGCCCCACUGCCACACUGUGGCGCCGCCAACGCUGUUGAACCCGCGACCACCGUGAGUUCCGCGCCGACGCCCCCUGGAAACCAGACCAAGAAGAGAGAGACAGAGAGAGCCCUGAGAGAGCAUCACUUCGCCACCCCGGCAUUGCGCAUGGAAAGUGUGCUUUUAGACCGUGAUGAUGACUUGUCCAUUUCGUUAAACGCAUGA